CAGUAUCACUUCAUUCCUAAAUCCUAAAUCCUCUCCCGCCUUCUGAGUUUUCUCUCUCUCUCUCUCUCCCACAUGGCUCCUCCAAGGAUUCUUCUCUGUGGAGAUGUUUUAGGUCGCCUCAAUCAGCUGUUCAAGCGCGUCUCUUCGGUAAACAAAUCAACGGGUCCGUUCGAUGCACUUUUCUGCGUGGGCCAGUUCUUCCCCGACUCAGCCGAUCGGCUCGAGGAGCUCUCAGACUAUGUUGAUGGACGUUCAAAAGUCCCUAUUCCUACUUACUUCGUCGGAGACUACGGCGUCGGUGCUCCCAAGGUUCUUUCCGCUGCUUCAAGGAAUCCGGAUAAUCAAGGCUUCAAGAUGGAUGGAUUGAAGAUAUGCGAGAAUUUGUACUGGUUAAAGGGUAGUGGCAAGUUCAAACUCCAUGGGUUAUGUGUGGUCUACUUAUCUGGGAGGCAGUCAUCAAGUGGCCAACCAUUUGGAACAUACACCCAAGAUGAUAUUGAUGCAUUGCGAGCUUUGGCUGAAGAAUCUGACUUGGUUGACCUGUUUCUAACUAAUGAAUGGCCAAGUGGGGUCUUAAAUAGAGCUGAUACAUCUGAAGUUCUUCCUGGAAUAUCAGAUUCAUUUGGAAGUGAUCCUGUCGUAUCAGAGUUGGUUGCUGAGAUCAAGCCUCGCUAUCACUUUGCAGGCACUAAAGGUGUAUUUUAUGCACGAGAACCAUACUCUAAUAGUGAGGUCCAACAUGUAACUCGCUUCUUGGGUCUUGCUUCUGUUGGAAAUAAGGAUAAACAGAAAUUUAUUCAUGCGAUCUCUCCUACUCCAGCAUCUAGUAUGUCAGCUUCUGAGAUCUGUGUGAAGCCACCAAACACCACCUUAUCUCCAUAUACAGUUGUAGAGAAACCAGUUCAUCCUAAAGAAGCAGAAAAAAGACCUAACAAUAGUGUUUCUGAUACACAAUAUUGGCGGUAUGAUGUCUCCAACAAACGACAGAAACAGGGAGAUGGAGAUGGUGAGAAGCUCUGCUUCAAAUUUACAUCUUCAGGGUCUUGUUCAAGGGGAGAAAAGUGUAACUUUAGGCAUGACAUGGAUGCAAGGGAGCAAUGUCUAAGGGGUGUUUGUUUUGAUUUUAUAAACAAAGGAAAAUGCGAACGGGGUCCUGUUUGUAAUUUUAAGCACAACUUAGUGGAUGAAGGUGAGAAAUUUUCUCACAGGAGAAAUAGAUCAGAGAACAGGUCAAAAGAAUGCUGGUUCUGUCUGUCAAGCCCCAAUGUGGAGUCUCAUCUUAUUCUCACCGUAGGAGAAAAUUACUAUUGUGCACUGGCUAAGGGCCCACUAGUUCAAGACCAUGUACUGAUCAUACCUAUUGAGCAUUGUCCUAAUACUCUUUCUCUAGAUCCAGAACUAGAGAGUGAACUAGGAAGAUUCAGAAAUGCUUUGAAGAUGUAUUUCAAGGAUCUAGGCAAGGAAGUUGUUUUUUAUGAGUGGGUUUCCAGACAUGGCACUCAUGCCAAUCUUCAGGCUGUACCCAUUCCUUUGUCCAAAGCUAGUGCUGUCCAAGAGGCUUUCACUUCGGCUGCUGAAAAAUUAGGAUGUAAAUUUGAAUCCUUCAACUCAAACAACAAUUUUUUCAAAGGAAGGAAAUCAUUGAGAACACAGUUUGAUAGAAGAAUGAGUUUCUUUUAUGUGGAACUUUCAGAAGGUACAAUACUAUCACAUUCUGAUGAGGAUAGUGAGAAAUUUCCAGUGCAAUUUGGACGCGAGGUUCUUGCUGGUCUGUUGAAUUUGACUGAUAGAGCUGACUGGAGGUCUUGUAAGCUUAGCAAAGAAGAUGAGAUAAAAAUGGCAGAAGGUUUCAAGAAGCGAUUUGAAGAAUUUGAUCUGACUAAUUGAUUUUUACCAUGCAUGCUGGGCGGAAGUUUCAUUCAACAAGCACUAGUCUGCGUUGCAGAGAUCAUUGCUUGGAUAAACCAUAGGGUUGACAAUUCUUGGACAGACGCCAAUGUAUCACCUUGUCAACUUGUAGCAUAAUUCUUCCUGUGUUCAUCAAUGAAGUAAAUCGCAUAACUGGGAACAAAGGAUGGAAACAUAUGAUUUUGAGUUUAUGUGCAACGCACAGCAAGAAUGAAAAUGACGAGCAGAAUGCUACAGACUACAGUUUGACCAAAAAAGGUUGUUAACUUGUUAUUUGGCCAAUGCAUAUUUUAAAUGACAUGUCCACUACAGUCUACAAUGUAAGGUCAGGCAGGCCAAGAUGUAAAGUGUUAAUGAGUUAUGAUUGGAAAUGAACAAGACCUUGAGCACUUUAAAAUAUAGGAUGAUUUGUGCUGUCUUAUCAUCUCAA
Nelumbo nucifera (sacred lotus) is the source of this 2338-nucleotide messenger RNA. The record is from RefSeq and is a predicted model, not a curated record. Lineage: Eukaryota; Viridiplantae; Streptophyta; Magnoliopsida; Proteales; Nelumbonaceae.